AUGCCGGGCGCCGCGCCCCCCCAGCCCGGCCGGCCCCGCAGCACCGGGGUGGGCACGGCCAGCGGGACCCCCAAAGCCAGCGGGGUGUCCCCAACGAAGGGCACUGCCAGCGGGGUGUCCCCCAAAAAGGGCGCCACGACGGGACCCCCCAAACCCAGCGGGGUGUCCCCCACGAAGGCCACCUCCAGAGGACCCCCUAAAGGCAGCGAGACGCCCCCCUGGAAGGGCACCACGGCGAGAACCCCCAAACCCAGCGGGGUGCCCCCUCCGAAGGGCACCACGGCGAGAACCCCCAAACCCAGCGGGGUGCCCCCUCCGAAGGGCACCACGGCCGCCCCUUCCAGGAGCAGCACCACGACGGGACCCCCGAAGGGCAGCACGGUCCCCCCGGUGCGGGACAGCGCGACCCCCCCCAGCCCCGGCCCCUCCCGGCGCGGGGACCCCGCGGGCACAGCCCCAGCGCCCACGGUGACCAAGGUGGCGGUGAGGAGGAAGAAGGUGGUGAGGAAGAAGGUGGUGAAGAAAAAGGUGCUGAGGAAGAAGCCGGAGGCUCCGGCCGCUCCGCAGGAGCCCCCGUGUCCCCCCCUGGGGCUGGAGUCCCUGCGGGUGCUGGACGAGCAGCUCCGGGCAUCGAGCCACAAGCGGCAGGGGCUGGGAGCGCACCGCGGCCGCCUCAACAUCCAGUCAGGGCUCUAUGACGGUGACUUCUACGACGGUGGCUGGUGCGCGGGGCGCGAGGACACGGAGCAGUGGCUGGAGGUGGACGCCCGGCGCCUCACCCGCUUCACCGGCGUGGUCACCCAGGGCCUCAACUCCAUCUGGACGUACGACUGGGUGACGUCCUACAAGGUGCAGGUCAGCAACGACUCGCACGCGUGGCUGCCGAGCCUCAACGGCACCGAGGAGGCGGUGGGUGGCACCAGGGGUGGCACCGGGGUGGCGUCCCCAGACAGGGUGGGGACGUGGGGAGGUGACAGUGCUGGGGGGCAGGAAUCACCUGGGAGGGAAUGA
Messenger RNA from Serinus canaria (Common canary), 1011 nucleotides. Its product is annotated as inactive carboxypeptidase-like protein X2. Bases 1 to 1011 code for a protein of 336 amino acids. The transcript is spliced from 6 exons. Lineage: Eukaryota; Metazoa; Chordata; Aves; Passeriformes; Fringillidae. The record is from RefSeq and is a predicted model, not a curated record.